AUGGAGGGAUUCUUGCUCAUCCCCCCAGAUCGGGGGACAAUCAUAGGAAGGGCUGUUUGGAAGACCCGAUAUGUAGUUGUUGGAAGCCCCCAGAGGGAUGGGUCCCAGCCAAACUUGAGUCUGUCCCAAGUCUUGUCAGCCAAAAGCAUCAAAGAAGCGCGUGGCCAAGUCUCGAAACCGAAGCCCCUGCCUGACGCCAUAUAUCUUUCGAUCUAUAAGUCCAAAGACGACUGGGAAGCUGUGCAGCAGCACUCGAUAUCCUCAAUCACAGACUGUACUGUACAGAUGAUUGCGCAUCGAAAACAGGGACCCGUGCUCCCGACGCUCAUCCUUCAGGUGUCACCGGAUCCGGCGACAGAUAAGCUGCGGAAACGGAGGUCCAGCCGGACUGCAGGGCUGACCACGACGAAAGAGUUUGGGCCAACCACGCUGCAUUUUCGACCCGGGGACGACACGUAUAGCCUGAACGACUGGGCUCGGUAUAUAUCAUCUCUCAUCCAACCUGGAGUUCCUGAGAGAGCGCCAAUGAGUCCGAUUACACCCAUGUCUCCCACCUUUAUUAACCCCUUCGCAACGGCCCAACCUCGAGAUGCCUCCGAAUAUACGAUGCGGCCAUCCAGCUCGAAGCAAAAUACUGCCCGACCUCAGAUGCAACAUACGCAGUCCAGCCAAUCACGGUCCAGCAGGGAACGCCCUGUAACAUUUUCGUCGGAAAGUCCUAGCUUACGGUCGCGCAGGAGUGAUAUCUCGUCUCACGCAAGCUCUGUGAAUGCUAUGGGGAUGGGAUAUGUCUUACAUGGGCAACAUUACACAACGGUCCUGCCAACGGAUUUGCCAUCGCCUGCUGCGACGGUCGGCGAGUUCCAGGGCGAGUAUAUGCUGGGCUGGACCUCUGCCCAGGGCAGAUCCUCGGUUCUCAGCUCGCCUACCCGAACAAGAGGGAGUGUGAGCUCACAAGGUCAGCAGGGUGCACAACUGUCCAGCUCGCCGCCGUUCCCCCGGGAGACCAUCUUGGACAGGGCUUUCCAGAUGCGGUACAUCCCCGGCUCGGAUCGCGACGUCCCCGGGGAGGAGAAGCUUAGUUCGCUUGCGAGAUUUGAUGCGCUGAUGCGCGAGGCUGAGGAGCGGCGGAGGAAGGAGAGGCAGGACCAGGCGCUCGCGUCGCCGCCUAUGACCAGCACGUGGGAAGAAGACGAGGAUUCCGACGACGAUGAUCUCAACGACGAGGUCGAUGAAGACGAGUCAACCGACGACGACGCAUUUGAAGAGGAGGCGACGGGUGAAAGGACGGGAAUGGGUCCGUCGGCGCAACGGGCGUUGCAUUAUAUUUCCAACCCACAUCGACACAGUGCCAUUGCUCCAGGCGGUAGGACGUCUCUCAGUUUCCACGCAGGUAUGACCGCCGCCGAUGGCUCGUCUAUCCUGCGCCCACACACGGCGCACUCGAAGCCCCGGCCUGUCAUGUCGCCGCGCACCAGCAGCCAGCCGCAAGUGCCGCUGGAGAUGGCGGCCGCCCCAAUCCGCGAAGAAAGCAUUUCGCGGCCCCACCACGAGAAGCGACAUUCCACGUCCAGCGUGAAGCGCCUCAGUUUCAACGACUUCACGAAGCGGCUGAGUAGCACGAGCAGUCUCCUUCUUGUACAGACCAACGCUAGCAGCGGCAGCCGGGGCAGCAGCGAGUACGAGGCUCCACAGCAGACCACUCCACGGAACGGCAUGAACCCCAGAAGUAUUCCGCCGCCUCGCUCACCCCAGGACCAGGAGAAGUGCGGCUGGCGCGGCAGCGUCGGCGUGUUCGGCGGCGGCGAAGGCGGCUUCCUGUGA
This is a messenger RNA of Neoarthrinium moseri, 1824 nucleotides long. RefSeq lists its product as uncharacterized. The transcript is spliced from 2 exons. The coding region runs from base 1 to 1824 and encodes 607 amino acids. The record is from RefSeq and is a predicted model, not a curated record. NCBI's taxonomy places the organism in Eukaryota, Fungi, Ascomycota, Sordariomycetes, Amphisphaeriales, Apiosporaceae.